GGGCUGGGAGAGAUGGCUGGGAAGGUUGUGAGCACCACGGUGUCCCAUCACCUGGUUGCUGGCUGCAGAAACAGCAAAUCCUGGCAGCUGAAUUGAAAUGGGUGUCUCUUUUAACCUGAGAGUGGGAUGGUCUGGAGGUAACGACCUGAUCAGGCAUACCGAGUUGCAGCACCUUGCUUUUAAAACGUGGUUCUUAGUAGCGUGGCUUACGUUUAUCAGGCAAGAAGAUAUGGUGGGAGUACCAUUUUUAGGUGUGAAGCACAGUGCUUAAUGGUUUUGUUAGUUGACUGAAUGAUCAGCGUUGUGCGUGCAGACAUAAAGGUCACUGGGAUGUGGCUACGGCAGCAAUAAUUACUGGUUUUAAGAUAAGGCUGGCUGGGAUGCUAAGGAGAUGAUAUCUGACUUGUUUGUGGAUUCUGUGGUUAUUUGCAUAUUCAGUAGACAGGCUACAUCUUUUUAAUUUUCACCGAUCCAGCAUAAAUGGAUGCAGUAGGACGGUGCCUGUCCAACAGACUGUAAGCACCCACCGAACGCAGCAGGCAGGCUUGGAGUUUGCACAGCUCUCCCUUUGCUCUGACAGCACUGACUCGGGUGCUCUGUGCUGGGGAGGCAGGUGCUGGGUGGUUAUCCGCUUCCUUUGCCUUCCAGCACCUAUGGAAGGGCAGCGCUUCAGCUGAGCUAACCACGUGCAGUGAAUACCAGCCCAUUGGCGCAAGUAGCGGGAAGGGGCAGAGGUUGGAACCUGAAGGCUAGCAGCUUCUGGUGCCCUGGUGCUGCCGCUUGCCUGGCCAGCCAGGGGGCCUUGCUGCAUGCAGGGCAAUGAGCAGAGCAGCAGGGUGCUGUUGGGUGGCAGCAGAUAAAUAACGGGAUCUGCUCUGGUCUCAGCUCGCCUCUUCUGUGCUGGUGCGGCACAGUGGUGAGUGAACCUGCUGACGGGAGCCAGCUGGGAGCUAAUUGCCCUGUUAUUGUUAGGUUCCUUUUUCAGCCUCUUCAGUUCCCUGAACUGACGCAGCCCGGUCGCUGGGGUGAAGGGUGAGAUGGCACUGUGCAGUCGGUACGGGCAGAAAUACGUAACAGGAGUACGUCAGCUGUGAGUGGCACUGCUUUAAACUGCCGUGGAACUGCACCCCACCUGAAACUCAAGUGAUGAAUGACGGUUUUCUUCGAAGGAUUGCUUCUCUUUUUUUUUUUUUUCCAUCCGGUUAAACCUUCUCUCUGAAUUCUGUGUGAUUUACCACUCAUCCGAGACGGAGCCUUCUCAGGGGCAUUUCAAAAACUGAAGGUUGUGAAUCAGGAGCUGCCAGCUCUGGGUUGCUCCUGACAGACGUCACAAUUCAUAACUCUAAAGCCUGAACAACGUGUGGCCAUUGUGCACCGGGCUGGGGAAAACACCCCGCCCUCCCUGCUGUAAGCCCUCAAACACUGAGGGAUUAAACCUGGGCGUUUUUAUAGCAAGUUAAGACUGCUUCAUGGUCACUAUCAGCGUGUGUGGAGGAAAUCUCUCACUCAUUCCGUACUGAGAAUGGUAUGGUUUAUUCUGUAAGCUAACUGAGGUUCACAGAUCUGGCUGUGAUGCGCUACAUGAGAUUUUAUUUAGAGAAAAUGCUGCAUUUAAUAUUCUGUAAGCAUGCUUUGAAGGCUCAUUCUCUCACAUAUCUCAGAUCUGUGGAUUGUGCAAUAACCCUUCAUAUGCUUUUCAUGACAUUAUUUAUGGAGUAGCAAAUACAGCAGCGAUGUUAGUUGCCAAAUUGCACGUUGUUGGAGGCUGUUCCUUUAUUGCUGCAUUGCAUCUACUACAGGAAGCAUAAUACAAAUCAGCCUUCACAGAAUGUCACCUUCAUAAAGCAGGAGCUGUUAGAGCAGAUGAGGAGGUGUGUGCAAGUGCAGAGAACUGCUCUAGUGCCUGAUAAAGUCAGCCAGAGGUUAGAAAGGCAUUCCUUCAUUUUUGUGCUGGUUUUUCCUUGGAUGAUAGCAAAGACUUGAGUUGUUGCAGAAAGCUUGCAGGCCUGGUUUGGAUAACUGAAUGAAUGGGCCUUGUGCGUACCACAGUACAAAACCUCCAAGGCUUUUUUGUGAGUUUGUUAACUCACCAUUGGACUGCACUGUACGUGAGCAUAGGAUUAGCUUGUCUGGAGUGUGUGAACUACGAGGGGUGGGAGGGAAGCAUUCCUGUGACAUGCUGGGUUAGUUGCCGCAUGGAGUGAGAUCUGUGUGGGGAAGUUGUGACAGUUUAUCUUUCCUUCCUGUUGGUUUUUAUAACACUUCAGUUGGAAACAAGGGAUUUUCACCCAUCUGCUUGCAGGCGUACGUUUGUUCACCUUAUUUUUAGAAGAUGGGUCCAAAGCUUUCUGUUCCCUGUGGCUGCAAAUGUGAGCUGCUGAAUGAAUGGCGAAUGAAUGGAGCGGUUAUUUCCUGAGGUCUGUAAGUAGCUCGGAUGUUGCUGCUGCAGGAGAAGGCUUUGUUGCAACUUGGGGGGUGAGGGGGAGCAUUUUAGAGCUGCCUGACACCAAGAGGCUUUACUUCAAAGCAAGAACAAGAGCCUGUUUGAAAACCCUUCUGUAGGAAAAGGACUUCAGGUGGGCUAUUGGAGGGACAGUGAAGAGCUUUGUCACUGGGGUAGCUCCAAAACAUGAGGUUUGUGGGUGGAGGUGUUCUCUGUUAUGUAAGAGGAUGGAACUAAAGCUUCAGUUCUUUUGUUGCAGUUUCAGACUUGAAAAGCUAGCGUGCCACCCGUAAGGUAAACCCAUCGUGGAGUUGGAGAUGGCCCAAAUUUAUUGCUGUAGGUUUGGGAGAGGAGUUGCCUUACUCCCGUUACCCAUGCCAUCACGUAUUAAGUGUAGUACAAAGCUGAUAAACCAUCUGUGCGUGGUAUGUUCCAUUUCCUUAAAUCACAGGGCAUGGUCUGGGAGCACCUGGUUUAGUGAGUAAUACUGGGAACGUUAAGGCUUCGGGUCCGCUUAAUCAGCCCAAAUGAGUGCUGAUGAGUGAUAACCUGUGGGUGCUAGAAACUGAAUUGAGGUGAUGUAAUGUUCCAUGGGUCACAAGAUAGCAGUGGCGUUCCAUGAAAGCAUUGAUGAUGAAAACUGAAGACUUUGGUCUGCUCAACAUUGGCCUACCUGCCAUAAAUGAGAAAGCUUCUGCAGCUGAUGGGAGUAUGCAGAGAUGGCUGUGGGGAGUUGUUAUUUCCCAAACUCUGCUUGCUUUUGGAUUAAUUCUCUGCUAUUGUGUUUAGCAAUGCUGAUUAUGAUAUCCUUUAUACUAAGCACUGUUGAUAUAUAGCUCUAACAAGAGUCUUCACAAACUCCUGUGAGCUUAAAGUACUAAAUGCUUUCUUGGUUGCCAUAUCAAAAAUGAUUUAAUAGAAAUGGCUGUGGAAGAAUGACAAAGACAUCCAGAGAUGCAAAAGGCUUCCACAAAUAGCAAGGCUGCAACUAUUCACCCCGCAGAGAAGGAACAGAGUACAGGUUUGCUGUAUACGUGCUAUGGCAAACACAGGGAAAAUAAUUGAAAAUUACCUGUUUAUUGUGCUUUCAAAGAGUUCCCCUUCUGCCUGAUAAUAGGAAAGCAAGUCAUCUGGAGUUCUUUCUGUGAGGAGAAUUGAGAAACUCUUUGCCAGUGAAGUUCGUACAGUUGAAAAUGUAAAUGGGUUCAAAGAGGGAGUAGACCAAGUGAAAUGAGCUGCAGUAUCAGUAAUCAAAUACGGUUCAGAGGUAGUUCUGGCCCAAAAAGCACACACAUACCUUACUGUGGCAGACCAGGUGAGUGUUAGUGAAGAAAUGCCUCACUGUACCAGCAUUGGGGUUUUCUUUGCUGUUGGGUUUCUUUUUUGGAGAGGGAAAUGUUGAGACUGCUCUGAAGAUAGCCAGUAGGAAACAGAAUGUAAAGCUAGAUUGGCUGCAAUUAAGACUGUUUGCAGUUCUUUCUGCCUUGAGCUGUUCUGAGCAAACACCAGCACGUCUUCCUGUCUGCUUUGUUCUUUGGAUCUCAGAACUCCACACCCAGGUUGUGCUGGUGAGUUUUGGUGUUAAAGUAUCUAUCAGUUUCUCCCAGAAGUAAAUAGCCUACUGAAAGGUGGUUCAAAGCGUGUAUGAAACUAAUGAAAAUUAAUGUUAAAAUAAGCAUCAACAGCUCUGAAUUUCUUUGAAAUGUACUGUUUCGAUAACUUUCUCCCCACUGGGAUGCUGUCGUGUUUGUGGAACACAGAAUAUUGGCUGUUACUCAGAGGUACCAAUACAACACGCUUCUGCAGAAGCAGAAUGCUGGUUAUGUGCUGACUGCACACCAGUUCUUCAGAUGUUCUUCCUUUGCAUUGUGUCACGGUGGACCUGUGUGAAGUUCUGAGAUACAAUUGUGUGUACUUAGAAAAAUAAAUGGUUCUUUAAAGUUGGAAACAACCCAGACUUUUUCAAUAACAGGUCAGGGAUCUGCAGCUUUUCUUUACGUUCUGAAGCUGUUGCUGUUCAUACCAUGAGCAGAAGUGAGGUAUGAAAGACCUGCUGCAUCUCACAAGAGGGUAAAGGGACUGUGCAUAACUUAUGAUGUGUUUAAUGCAUUUUUUAUUAUUAUCUUCAUGUAGUGCUGCUAUUACAAACAGAACCAGACGCUGUGUGUGUAACUGCUAUAAGGAAUACCAGGCUACAGAAUGAAGUUACGUGCUGAGAUCAGCCUGCCGUAGCCCUGCUGCAGCUCGUCUCUACGAAGGGCUUGCAAAAAGGUCAGGGUUGUGCUGUGAACCUACCUGCUGGCUGGGAGCUGCUUCCAGUGUGGUGCUGCAUUGCAGUGUGCCCAGUGGUGAUUGUCAUACAGGUUAGUUCUUUAUUUGAAGAGGAGAUUAUGGAGCCCGCUUGCAGUAAUAAUUCUUAUUUUAGGUGAUAAACAACUGCCAACUAUCUGUCCAACGCGUAAUUUAUCUUGGCCUUAGGUAUGGGCUGAGGUACAUAAGAGCAAGGAAGACUUGUGUUUUUCUGUCAGUAUUAAGAUACGUGAGAUAAUGAUUUCUUUCGUUCUUCAGUUUCCUGUUAGAAGUGUGCUGUGAACUCCAUUGCAAGGGUGGAGCUUGGCAUGGGAACUCGUCUGUGCGCAGAGACUGAUGCAGUUGCAGAGAGCUGCAGGGGAAACUUGAGCAUCACCACUGGGCAUCACAAUAUGAGAAAUGAGUGUUGGACGCAGGAGAUUAAAGCUGCUGGGAAUUCUGAUGAUGGUAAACAUUUUUAUCUAUGUGAUUGUGGAAGUCUCAAAAAGUGGCAGCCAAGAGAAGAAUGCGGAGGGCCGUGUUAUUAUACCACAGGACAAUUUUUGGAGGAAAUUUACUCCUCACAAAGCCUAUUGGAACAGGCAGCAACAGAAGCUUGAACUGCUGUACAACCCAAUUCUGAGUCUGCUUUCCAAUAUGACUGUGGAAGAGAACUUAAUUUUGAACUCAAGCGUUCUCAAUUCCUGCGACCCCGACCCGUGGGUAACUUCAGAGGUUAGCGACUUUGCAAGUUUGCCAGAAAGAUUCAAAGACUUUCUCCUCUAUUUGAGGUGUAGAAAUUACUCGUUAAUAGUGGAUCAGCCAAACAAGUGCAAACAUAAACCUUUUCUGCUGCUGGCUAUUAAGUCACUUAUACCACAUUUUGAUAGAAGGCAAGCAAUUAGGGAAUCCUGGGGCAAGGAAAUCACAUCGGGAGAUAUAACGGUCAAAAGAGUCUUCUUACUUGGGCAGACCCCACCAGAGGAUCAUUUUCCUAACCUUUCAGACAUGGUAAAAUUUGAGAGCGAAACUCACAAAGACAUUCUCCUCUGGAACUACAGAGACACUUUCUUCAAUUUAACUCUGAAAGAGGUACUGUUUCUUAAGUGGGUGAGCAGCAGCUGUGCGGACGUCCAGUUUAUUUUUAAGGGUGAUGACGAUGUUUUUGUGAAUACCCAUCAGAUCCUGGAUUACUUGAAGAGUUUAUCAAAGGACAAAGCCAAAGACUUAUUUGUAGGUGAUGUGAUCAAAGAUGCUGGACCUCAUAGGGAAAAAAAAUUGAAGUACUACAUCCCAGAAAGUGUUUAUGAAGGUUCGUAUCCUCCGUAUGCAGGAGGCGGUGGGUUUCUGUACUCUGGUGACCUGGCAUUAAGACUGACUAAUGCAUCUGACCAGGUACUCCUCUAUCCUAUUGAUGAUGUUUAUACUGGAAUGUGCCUUCAGAAGCUUGGGCUUGCUCCGGAAAAACACAAAGGUUUCAAAACAUUUGAUAUUGAAGAGAAACAUAGAAAUAACAUAUGUUCCUACACUAAUUUAAUGUUAGUGCAUAGCAGAAAUCCUCAAGAAAUGAUUAAAAUUUGGACAAGCUUGCAAGAUCCACACUUAAAUUGCUAAAGCAAUGUGCAUAAAUACCUUAAGUCCAAAUAGCUUUCCAGGUUGGAGUCUGACUUUCUUGGUGAACCAUUGAAGCUCUGUUUAAUUGUUCCUUUUAGAUUUUCUCAAGGAACUUUCUUCAUGUACUUCUGAAAAGUGGCAGUAGUCGUACUGAGAGGAUGGCACAAAGACUCGGUCCUGUUUUUUCCACUGUCCUGGUGGUCAUUAUGUUUCAGUAGCAAUCUAAAUUUUAAAGAGGACUGGAAGUAACUGACUGUCAGCUACUGAUGCCUACUGCAGAGCAUCUUUCAUUAAUCGUGAUGGUAGCAGGUACAUUCUUUUUCCUUGAGUAGUGUUUGUGUGUGGAGACCACUGUAAAUUUGAAACUCACAAACUGGGGGAAAUGCUGUUUUACUCUAUAAAACACUUUUAUGAAACUUUAAUUAUUGCUAUAUUUUUUAAUUUAUAGUUUCCAGUCUUUAUGCACCCUGGACAAGGAUUUUCUCCUUUACGUGUCGCCUUUUUUGCAAAGUGUGCCUGUGUCUGAAGGAUUUACCCUUUUAUUAGGUGUUGGCUUUUUUUUUUUUUAAACAAAAAAAGACAUAAUAUGGUUUCAAAUGGCCCAUGGAAGAUCUGAAUGUGUAAGGGAAAGGGGGAGCAAGUUCUGUUUGUGGCUGGGCAGUAGGUAGAGUUCUGCUGCCCACCCUGAGCUUACUACACGGUAAUGCUGACUUUGUUACUCGUGAUAUCUGUGUGAAAGCUACUCUGGUCCAUCCUUGUUCUCUGCUUUGGCACUAAAAGCGAUCAGGUAGCUGAUUAGAUAAACAAAUAACCAAAAUUGCACAUUGCUUUUAAGAGCAUGGUGUGGAUCCCCUGUAAAGCGGUAGCAAGUGUAGGAUUGUGCAGUUCCUAACAGGUUUGAAUUUUGAAAUAAAAUUUGAAGUUGCAUGAUGUCUCAUGUAGAGUUAAACAUGUUCUCGAAUCUCAGAUUUUCUUCUGUAUUUCCACAUCUUGCUUAUGAGAGCUAUUCUAAAUAGUGAUUGCUUCCUUUGUAUAUGUAGAAGUGCCUGUCUAUUUAUUGUUCAGAUGGAAGACCAAAACAUUUUCUUAAAUAUAUUUUGUGUAACAUUUUAUUUGUAUAGUGUCGUCACUCAGAUAUUUAAAUAGAGCAUGAUAUUUUAAACCUGUGAGAUGUGUAAUGUUAAAUAAAGCUAAUUGUUAUUUUUGAAUUUGAAAAAUAAAAUGUGAUUUAAAUAUUU
Gallus gallus (chicken) is the source of this 7584-nucleotide messenger RNA. It is a transcript of the gene B3GNT2, whose product is annotated as UDP-GlcNAc:betaGal beta-1,3-N-acetylglucosaminyltransferase 2. The transcript has 3 exons. Gene Ontology annotation, molecular function: hexosyltransferase activity. Lineage: Eukaryota; Metazoa; Chordata; Aves; Galliformes; Phasianidae. The record is from RefSeq and is a predicted model, not a curated record. Gene Ontology annotation, cellular component: membrane. The coding region runs from base 5153 to 6346 and encodes 397 amino acids.